CGACGAGAUACGAAUUCCUAUACAACAGCAAGAUCUGUAUACGUUACCGUGCGAUGGUUUUCUUUACAUAGAAGGUAGACUCGAGUCGAAGGAGUCACCAAGUGCGCAAGAGGAAAUCGCGUCCGUGACGAGGCUGGUGAACAAUUGCGCGGCGUUUAUGUUCGAGAAGAUUCGCUACGAGCUCGACGGUGUGGAGAUCAAUCGAAGCAGAAACAUUGGGAUACCGAGCACGAUUAAGAAUUACGCGUCGCUGACAGUCGAAGAAGGCAAGAUAUUAAAGAACGCCGGAUGGAACUUAUCGGCGGUAACUCAUUCGUUGAUCAACGAUUUCAACUUUUGCGUACCUCUCAACGUGUUAUUAGGUUUUUGCGAGGAUUACAAGCGUGUCGUGAUCAACGCGCGACACGAACUUAUUCUGAUACGAGCGCGUAACGAUAACAAUUGUAUCAUAUCGCGCGAAACGCAAGAGCCUAAAAUCGUUUUGUUAAAGAUACAGUGGCGAAUGCCUCAUAUAGUGUUAAACGAUAUUAAUAAAUUAAGGUUAUUGCGCACGUUGGAUAGCGGACGAUACCUGAGCGUCGCUUUUCGCUCGUGGGAUCUCUACGAGUUUCCGCUUCUACAGAGCACGACUAAACAUUCGUGGGCUGUCAAAGCGGCGACGCAACUCGAGAAACCGCGAUACGUUACCUUUGCGCUACAGUCCGGAAAGAAGAACGUUCUAUCCGAGGAGCCUUCCCUAUUCGACGAUUGCAAACUGACUAAUGUCAAACUGUAUCUUAAUUCCGAUUUUUAUCCUUACGACGACAUGAAUCUGGAUUUCGAUAAGCGCAAAGUCGCAGUGCUGUACGAUAUGUACUCGAAAUUUCGAAGAACGUACUACGGAUGCGACAAUGACGAAGCGCUCUUAAAUCUGAAUAAAUUUUUAGUCCACGGCCCGCUCGUAGUCAUCGACUGUUCUCGACAGAACGAGUCGACGAUCAAGAGCACCGUGGACGUUCGCGUAGAGUUCGAUUGCAAGGAAAACAUCCCCUCUAAUACCACAGUCUUAUCAUUCACGAUCGAGUGGUGGAGUACAAUCCACUCACCAACGUUGUGCGCAGAAUCGUGUAAGCGCGAUGAUAUUCGAAAAAAUAUGAAGAGAGAAUAA
Messenger RNA from Formica exsecta, 1147 nucleotides. RefSeq lists its product as uncharacterized. The annotation marks the transcript as partial. Lineage: Eukaryota; Metazoa; Arthropoda; Insecta; Hymenoptera; Formicidae. The record is from RefSeq and is a predicted model, not a curated record. The transcript has a single exon.